AUGUCUCAGGUGUUGAAGUUCUACGGGGUGAGCAUCGAGGAGGGCCUCAGCACCGAGCAGGUCGGUCGGCAGCAGGCGAGGUUCGGCAAGAACGUGCUGGACGAGCAGGAGAAGAAGUCGCUUUUUCAGCUGGUCGCGGAGCAAUUCGAGGACACCCUCGUGCGAAUUUUGCUGGUGUCCGCGGCGAUCUCCUUCGUGCUCACCUACUUCGACGCCGAGGCUGCGGGCGAGGGCUGGACUGCGUACGUGGAGCCUUUCGUCAUACUGACGAUUUUGGUUUUGAAUGCCAUCGUUGGGGUCUGGCAGGAGUCCAAUGCCGAAAAGGCGCUCGAUGCCCUGAAGAAGCUGGCCCCAGACGAGGCCUUCUGUCUCCGCGAUCAGCAGUGGAAGAAGAUCCACGCAGAGGAUUUGGUGCCAGGGGACAUCGUCGAAGUUAAGGUUGGCGACAAGGUCCCAGCCGACAUCCGCGUCGUCAAGCAGAAGACUAUAUCGAUAAGGCUCGAGCAGUCCCAGCUCACGGGCGAGUCACAGGCUGUGCUAAAGGACACUGAUGUCGUCCCAGAGGAUUCAGUUAUACAAGGGAAGCACAAUACGCUGUUCGCUUCCACCACCGUCUCAAGCGGAGCUUGCGUCGGCGUUGUUUGCCGAACAGGCAUGCAGACGGAGAUUGGCAACAUCCAGUCCCAAGUGCAGGAAGCAGCCCAGGACGAGGAGCAGACGCCGCUCCAGCAGAAACUGGACGAGUUUGGGAACGUCUUGGCGAAGAUCAUCGGCAUCGUGUGCGUGCUGGUGUGGCUGAUCAACUACAAGAACUUCUUCGACCCGAAGCACGGCUCGGUGCUCCGGGGGUGCAUCUACUACUUCAAGAUCGCUGUGGCGCUGGCCGUGGCGGCCAUCCCCGAGGGCCUGCCCGCCGUCAUCACGACGUGCCUGGCGCUGGGCACGCGCCAGAUGGCGAAGCGCAACGCCAUCGUGCGCAAGCUGCCGUCCGUGGAGACCCUCGGCUGCACCACCGUCAUCUGCUCCGACAAGACGGGCACCCUGACCACCAACGAGAUGUGCGUGGUGAGGCUGUCGCUGCCGGGGGGCGGCGGGGCGAUGCGCACGUGCGAGGUGGAGGGCCACACGUACGCGCCCCUCGGCGAGGUCCGGGGCCUCGCCGUCGACUGGGGCAAGGACGAGGCCCUGAAGGCGUUCUGCCGCACGGGCGCGCUGUGCAACGAGGCGCGCCUGCUGCUCAACGACGAGGGGAGGUUCGUGCGCCACGGCGAGCCGACGGAGGCGGCGAUCCGCGUGCUCGUGGAGAAGCUCGGGUGCCCAGACCAGGCGCUGAACGGCAGGUGUCAUCAGGCCGCCAAGCGGGCGAGGGCGGACGCCAUGGCUUUCUCGGAGUACUGGAGCGCCGGCCUCACGAAGCAGGCCGUCCUCGAGUUCAACCGCGACCGCAAGUCUAUGAGCGUCCUGUACGGGACCGAGGGGGCGGGCAACUCUCUCUACGUCAAGGGCGCUUCGGAGGUGAUGCUGACCCGGUGUUCCACGGUAAUGCUGCCCGACGGCACGGUCGAGGACCUCACCGACGCGUGGCGGGCCACGAUCACGGCGGAGAUCCAGAGCAUGGCGACCAGCGCGCUCCGCACCAUCGCCUUCGCCACCCGAGGCGACCUGGCGGAGCUCAGGACGUACAACGGGCCGUCGCAUCCGGACCACGCGCUGUUGGCCGACCCGUCCAGCUUCGUCAGGCUCGAGAGCGGCAUGACGUUCCUAGGGCUGGUCGGCAUUCUGGACCCGCCCCGGCCGGAGUGCAGGCCCGCCAUCGCUGCCUGCGGCCAGGCCGGCAUCAGCGUGAUCAUGAUCACGGGGGACAACAAGGAUACUGCCGAGGCGAUCUCCAGGAACCUCGGGAUCCUGUCCAGCGGCGGGAGCCACGAGGGCUGCUCCUUCACGGGGAAGGAGUUCGAGGACCUGCCAGAGAAGGAGAAGGAGGCCCUGCUCAGCAGGAUUGUGGCCAAGCGGGGGACAGAGGGCGCCGUGUUUUCGCGCACCGAGCCACGCCACAAGCAGAUGAUCGUGAAGAUCUUGAAGCAGCUUGGGGAGAUAGCAGCCAUGACCGGGGACGGCGUGAACGAUGCCCCUGCCCUGAAACAGGCAGACAUCGGCAUCGCCAUGGGCAUCGCUGGGACCGAGGUGGCCAAAGAGGCCGCGGACAUGGUCCUCGCCGACGACAACUUCUCCAGCAUCGUCGCCGCCGUGGAGGAGGGCAGGUCCAUCUACAACAACAUGAAGGCCUUCAUCCGGUACAUGAUCUCGUCCAACGUGGGCGAGGUGGCCUCCAUCUUCUUCACCGCGGCGAUCGGCAUCCCGGAGGGCCUCUCCUCGGUGCAGUUGCUCUGGGUGAACCUGGUGACGGACGGCCCGCCGGCCACGGCGCUGGGCUUCAACCCCCCGGACCUGGACGUCAUGGACAAGCCGCCGCGUCGCAAGGACGACAGCCUGAUCUCGAACUGGUCCUUCGUCCGGUACGGCGUCGUCGGCUUCUACGUGGGCCUCGCCGUGGUGGGGAUCUUCGUGUACUGGUACUGCUACGACGAGGCUGCCGACGGACACACGCUGGUCACCCUUCCUCAGCUCAUGACCUGGAACCAGUGCGACACCUGGUCCGAUUUCAGGGUUGCCCCCUUCAUGGACAUGAAGUUCGAUGCCAAUCCGUGCUCGUACUUCAAGGCGGGCAAGGUCAAGGCUUCGACACUAUCGUUGACAGUGCUCGUCGUCAUCGAAAUGUUGAAUGCGUUCAACGCCCUUUCAGAGGAUGGCUCUUUGGUUCAGAUGCCGCCGUGGGCGAACCCUUAUCUGAUUGUGGCGUCCUCCUUCUCAAUUUUCGUCCACGUCCUCAUUUUGUACGUCCCUGUCUUGUCGAAGAUAUUCGGUGUGUGCCCCCUUGAUGCGCAUGAUUGGGUUCUUGUGAUGGCGUUUUCCGUGCCCGUGAUCCUCAUCGAUGAGGUGUUGAAGCUCCUCGGGAGGGGCUACAACGCGGCUAGAAAGGAUGGCCUCAAGCUGGACUAGACGAAGCGAAGCCUUCGCUGAAAGUCAUUUUGUACCCUCUACUUCUAUCUGCCUCCCUCUGUCCCUCCGUCCUUCCUCUCCCUCGGGCACUCACAGGGAUGAGUGGGGUGGGGCCACAGCCCCAGCAGGUCGCACGGAACUCUGCCACCAGAAGGUCAAUAUGCCAGGUGUCAGCAACAGGUCGAGUGCUCCGUGCUGGCGGGCUCCAGUUUUGCCAUCUCCCUCGUCCGCAGCGCGGCCUUUGUGCUCACCGUCGCGCCCCGCGGCAGGCACGGAGGAGGAGG
Molecule: messenger RNA, 3344 nt
Organism: Prorocentrum cordatum
Lineage: Eukaryota; Dinophyceae; Prorocentrales; Prorocentraceae
Source: the annotation of a GenBank genome assembly